ACUUCCCCAAUUCCCUUAUUUGUGCAGGUUCGAGACCCCGUGGAGAGGGUUAUUAGCUGGUACUACUAUAAGCGUACGCCGUGGAAUUCGCUGCAAAUGUUCAAAAUUACCGGAAAAUUUCAAAAUCGUACUCAUUACACGAAAAACUUUGAGGAUUGCGUGCUGAGCCACGACUUCGAAUGUCGCUAUGAUUACGGCCUGAACUUCAAAGAGGAUUCAGCCGAUCAUAAGCGGCAGAGUUUGUUCUUCUGCGGACAUGCCCCCUUAUGCGAACCCUUCAAUACGCCCGCGGCCGUGGCCCGGGCCAAGCAGAAUGUUGAGCGUGACUUUUCGGUUAUUGGCUCCUGGGAGGAUGUGAAUGUUACCCUGGCCGUGCUCGAGCAUUUUAUACCACGUUUCUUUAGGGGCAGUACCGACCUGUAUUAUGAACCCGUCAAAGGCCUGGCCUUCAAGAAGCGCAACACAAACCACUGGAAACCCAAGAUCAGUGAACGGAUCAAGAGAAUAAUGCGGGCCAAUUUCACGCAAGAAUACGAGUUCUAUCACUUCUGCAAGCAGCGCUUGUAUCGGCAAUAUUUCUCAAUAAAUAGACACUUGGAUCUGUGAUUAUAUCACAUUAUUGGUUUGAUUUUAAUUAUUGAGUAGGAUAAGAACAAAGAUUGGAUCAAGUAAUCAAGAGCUUCAGCGGUCUUUUCUGUUCCACUAACUUUACUCAUUCAAUGCAUCUGUAAUUCUAGCCUAGAAGUUUUCAUCUGCGUUUUUUUCUGCUGUUAAGGAAUUAGAAUUAUUUCUUU
Messenger RNA from Drosophila miranda, 794 nucleotides. Its product is annotated as heparan sulfate 2-O-sulfotransferase pipe-like. Bases 97 to 606 code for a protein of 169 amino acids. NCBI's taxonomy places the organism in Eukaryota, Metazoa, Arthropoda, Insecta, Diptera, Drosophilidae. Gene Ontology annotation, molecular function: sulfotransferase activity. The transcript is spliced from 3 exons. Gene Ontology annotation, cellular component: membrane. The record is from RefSeq and is a predicted model, not a curated record.